GGACAAUCCUUUUGGGACUUGGAGUCCAAUUUGUCUUUAUGGUCAGGCUUCAAGGAGGAUUUUUUCAUGAAAGUUGAUACGACUUUGUUGAGAACAGGGGGUGUUGGCAAAGAUGUUGAUGAAGGAAAACAAAUUGCAGGCCUGGACAUGGAGGUGGGAUUAUGGACCAUGUCAAAGUCCCCUGUUGAACCCAAUGGCAGCUGACUGAAGCACAUGCAGUACAGUUCACAGACAGUAGCCAUGGCGAGCGAGAGACUUACACUGCGAGUCUUCCUCCCCAACGGAACCUUCAACUCUGUCAAGUACAACGAUGGCACAGAUGUGAAGAACAUAAUCCAUGUGGUGGUUGGUCGUCUGGCAGCCGGUACGCGAGAGUACGAGGCCUGCUACGCCAUGAGAAUCAACCACACCCAGUCGGAGGAGACCUACUGGUUAAACCCUGACAUGGCCAUCAGUGAGGUCAGCGACCUCUACUGGAACAUCCACCCAGCAACGGAAUGGAGAUUUGAACUGCGGAUUCGGUUCAUCCCCAGAAGUUACAGGGACCUGCUGGAGAGAGACAGAGUCACUUUCUUCUUCCUGUAUGAUCAGGUACGCACAGACUACAUGAAUGAGCUGGCCGACACCAUUGACCAAGAUGAGGCCAUCAGACUGGGCUGCCUCGAAAUCAGGAGACUGUUCAAGGAUAUGCCAGAGAGAGCACUGGACAAGAAGGCAAAUUUUGAAUACCUAGAGAAGGAGCUGGGACUGAAAAGAUUCUUCCCCAAGUCAGUCCUGGAAACAGUCAAACCCAAGAACAUGAGGAAGCUGAUUCACCAGAACUUCAAAGACUAUGAGUCCAUGACGGAGGAGGAGUGUGUCUUCAAAUUCUUUGAGCUCAUCUUCAGAUUCCACAGAUACGACCAGGAGAAGUUCAAGUGUGCACUGGGGAAAGGAUGGAGUGUUUCUGUGGAGUUAGUGAUUGGACCAGAUGUCUGCAUCAGCUACACGACAGACAAGGGAGCAGCUCCCAACCAGCUGGCAGACUUUGCCCAGGUCCACUCCAUCAAGACCAGCCUGGUGGAGCCUGAGAAGAAGGGAUCCCUGCAGCUGGAGAUAUUUGGUGCCAGCGAGACCCUGACGAUUACGACACCAUCCCUGGCCAUAGCAGAGGACAUGGCUAACCUGGUAGACGGGUACUGCAAGCUGACCCACAACAGCACAACCUCCCUCAUCACACGACCAAACGCCUUCCAUAUAUUCCAAGCCGGUAAGCGGAGAUUGUCUGCUUCCCGGCAAUCCUUAACCAAGUACCUCCAGAAACAGUGGCAGAAAUUUCUAGAUAGCAGAAGAGCUCUUCCUGUUCCUCCAGGAAUGAACAGUGCUCCCAAUGGCAGGGAGAGCAGGAAAAGUGAUGCUUCCAGCAAGAAAGGUUCCCUGGUCUCAGGUACAUACUUGGCUACCAUGACAACCACUGAUGACGAAGAUGAGGAAUCAGAUGACUAUGCAGAAAUUGUGGAUGAUGACGACUACUCCAUGCCAGCUACGAAAGACUACGAGAUUGCGAGGGACAAAAUCGUCCUCGGUGCAAUAAUCGGAGAGGGUCAGUUCGGAGAUGUGCAUAGAGGAGUCUACAAAUCCAAGGAGGAAGGCAACCUUGACGUAGCAGUGAAGACUUGUAAGAUGGACUGUACAGACACAGUGGCAGAGAAGUUCCUGGAGGAGGCCUACACCAUGAAGCAGUUUGACCAUCCUCACAUCAUCAGGCUCAUUGGGGUGUGCACGGACAGGCCCAUCUGGAUCAUCAUGGAGCUGGCAAAUUUUGGGGAGCUGCGGUCCUUCCUGCAGUCCAACAAACAGAGCCUGGAUCUGGCGACCCUCAUCCUCUAUGCAUACCAGCUCAGCACGGCACUGUCGUAUCUAGAGAGCAAAAAAUUUGUACAUAGAGAUAUUGCUGCGAGAAAUGUGCUGGUGGCUGCUUACGACAGUGUGAAACUGGGAGACUUUGGACUCUCCAGAUGGGUGGAGGACCAAACAUACUAUAAAGCAUCCAAAGGCAAGCUGCCCAUCAAAUGGAUGGCUCCGGAGUCCAUCAACUUCAGGAGGUUCACAACAGCCAGUGAUGUCUGGAUGUUCGGUGUCUGUAUGUGGGAGAUAUUGAUGUUGGGGGUCAAGCCAUUCCAGGGGGUCAAGAACAAUGAUGUCAUUGGGAAGAUAGAGAAUGGAGAACGACUGGCCAUGCCACCCAACUGUCCUCCCAACCUCUACAACAUCAUGACCAAGUGCUGGUCUUAUGAACCCUCCAACAGACCACUCUUCAGCCAUCUUAAAGAACAGCUUAGGUCUCUUGUUUGCAUGUACAAGUCCCAGAACAGGAGUCUCAUCCUUCAUGAAGAGAGGAUGGCUCAAGAUGCAGCUAUGCACAGGGAUGCCAGAAGAAUGAACCAGUUAGCAUGGGGUGUAGGUUAUGGAGAGGACCAGCCACCUCCCAAGCCCAGCAGACCAGGCUACCCCAGCCCCAGGUCCAGCAUGGGGAACCUGUUAGACCAGGGGUACCCUGUAGGGAUGCUGCCCUCCCAGUCUAACCCUAACCUGGUCCUGGACCUGCCUCCAUGGGGCAACAACAGUAUGCCAAACCACUAUCAGCCACCUCCUGCUAACACCCUCCACCCCCUCCACACGUCCUGGUCCAACCCCAACCUGGCACAGUCUCCCCGGAGCUCCUGGGGUCCCCUGCCCCCCCACUAUCAGGUGUCUAACAUUGAAGGUGUGAUAUCACCUGGUCACUACCAGACACCGCCCGGUCUGAACCGCCUCUCAACCGGGUCGGCAGACGGGGAAUGGAACAGACCACUCAGUGUGGAGGAGAGGGAAGCGAUGGAGCGCCUGAAGGCAGAACAUGCCCUGCAGAUGCAGGAACUGGAGAGACGGAUGAUUCAGCAGAAGCUGGAGGCGCAGCAGAGGCAGUGUGAGGAGGACCAGAAAUGGCUGCAGAGUGAGGAGGUGGCACUGAACCCCAUCAUCUCCCCAAAGCUGGAGCGUCCAGAGCAGAUGCCAGGUCAAACCAAUGAGGUUGAAGGCAGCCAAACAGACGGAAACAUGCCAGACAGGUCCUCCUCACCGGCAUAUGCAGACAUAAGGAAGAGACCCCUUCCAGAGCUGCCAUCUUACCAACAGAGCCCACAAGAAGCAAAUAGUAAUGAGCCACCUCCAAAACCUGCAAGACCAGGCCUUCCACUAAGCCCCAGGACCAGUAAUGCUGCUGAGUUAUCAUCACAGAGUCCUCCCCCUACAACCCCUCCAGCUGAAGCGGCCCCUCCUCCCACCAUGGACCUGGACAGGACCAAUGACCAUGUGUUUGACAACACCACGGGUGUGGUGCGUGCGGUCAUGGAGAUGUCCAACAAACUGCAGUAUGCCAAGGCUGACCAGUACGUCAUCUUGGUCAAGGAAGUAGGACUGGCCCUGAAGAGUCUCCUGACCAGUGUGGACGAGGUGACAGCGAGGAUCCCUGCAGAUCUGCACAGGGAGAUUGAGAUGGCGCACAAGGUGCUGAGUUCUGACAUGGCUAACCUGAUAGAGAAGAUGAAGUUGGCGCAGAAGUACAGCAACACCACUCUGGACCAGGAGUACAAGAAGGGCAUGCUGCAGUCAGCUCACAUCCUCGCUAUGGACGCCAAGAACCUCCUAGACGCUGUUGAUAGUGCACGAAUCAAGUCACACCAGAUCGGCCAAUCAUGACACACGAGGACAGGGUCGUACAUGUAGGACGAGUAGAAAUGCCAUGUAGAUAUCUUAUAGAUACUAAGGUGAAAAAUAAAUAUAAUUAAUGGUAUUUACUUUGCUGGUAGUGCAGCUUUAAGAAUUUGGGUGGUUACUUUUGACAUCUGCUAACAGCACAAUGGUGACUGUGUAAUAUUCAUGUUCUACAUGUAUGAACUAUUUACAUGUACAAAUGUACGGAAACUAAAAACUGGUGAGUCAUGUAGGUUCAUUUACUUCAUGUGUAAAAUGAUGUUUUCAGUUAUUUCCUCUAAUUUGUUAUUGAUAGAGGAAGGAAGACGUGCCAUUUUGAGCAAAUAAUUUGGGAAUUAUUUACCAGUUAGAGAAUUGGCCAAGCAUGACUAAUAUGCUACAAGUGCUAUUUUUAUUACAUGUACCAAUGACAAUCUCUAAAAUGUUGUAGACUAUGAAUGUAUGUAUUCUGACAGGUUAUUUGUAGCCAACAGUGCUAUUGUGCCAUACUGGUGUUUAAUAUGAAUUAAUGCCAUCAACUAGAAAUGAAUACAGCUAUGGUGGUAUGUAUAGUAUAGCUGUUCUUCUUGUAUGGAAAUUUGUUUGAAUGUAAUCAUUCAUGUUCAAAUUUGUGGUAGAAAAGAUGUCGGCUAUUUGUAGGAUUAUAAAGCAAAACCCAGCUAAGUUGAUAAGAAAAUAUGACAACAGUAUGUAUUAGAAAUAUACAUGUACUGAGGAACUAGGAUCACUGAUGUACCCAUUGUGUUACAUUUAUUCUGCUUUCAGAGAAUUGCUCACUAACACACCAGGAUGUAGAAAAUUCAUUGUUACUAAACUAUAUUUUUCACUUUUUUAUGUCUUAAAUGAACAGAUUGUUAUGUUGGUUAUUAUGGGGUACAUAUCAUGAUAUUUAACAAACUUGUAAAAUAUUACAAGAUGAAAUGACAAAUACCAUACAAUUACAUGUUGACUUAUAUCAUGUAUCUUUCAAAAUAUGCAAUUGAAAUUUUACUUUGAAGGUUGUGACUGUUAUUCGAGGAUAUCAUGACCCUCUUGAUUAGUUGAUACAAAUACCUGUAGCUUCCUAAAAUGGGAACUCUGAAAUCUUAACAUUUCGUUUCUGUCAGCAUGUACUUUCAAAGGCAAUAACAGGGUUUCUCCAACAGAAUCCUCCAAUUUUGGCAUCUAGUGUUUUUACAAAGAUACCUCUACAUGUAUGUUUUGAAAUAUCUGAUUUCCUAUGUACUUGGGUUAUGUUUUCACAAGUCUUAUAUAUGUUUUUGCACAUAAUAAGUAGUGCCAAGCUGAAUGCUUGUACCUGUACAUUGAUGUCUUGGUGAAAGUGCAGUUACUCUUUGUGCUAUGAGCUUGCCUGUUUUUGUUUGUUGGGCCUUUUGGUGAACAUACACAUUUAGCCUUUUUGACAUGUAGGACAUUCACGUGGUUUCGUCAUUUCUAUUUCUAUACUAUACUGGGCAAAGUCCCCUUCAGGGGCAUCCCGCCCAGGUGAACAGAGGUGCACGGCACUAGUGAUUGCAUAAGAAAAAAAAUCAUUGAUUCUUUUACACCAAACAAAUCAGAUCAGUCUAGAGAAAAUAUGGUGUUUGAUGGGUAGUCAUAUCAGUCCUUAUUGUCUGUACUAGUACCAUAGUCAUUCCUCUGAACUGUUUGUUGGGGUUUAGGUGGUUUAUUUUGUAUGAUAUAAACAUGUAUGAUGACAGGUUUUCUAAUUGUGUAUGCAACGUGGUCAUCCCUAAACCAUGUAUGUACCCAGAGAUGUGUAUAAUGCAGUAUUAUUUAUCAAUAAAUGGGUUCUAAUUUUCAUGUCAA
Branchiostoma floridae (Florida lancelet) is the source of this 5544-nucleotide messenger RNA. RefSeq names its product focal adhesion kinase 1-like. The transcript is spliced from 37 exons. Lineage: Eukaryota; Metazoa; Chordata; Leptocardii; Amphioxiformes; Branchiostomatidae. Gene Ontology annotation, molecular function: ATP binding; protein tyrosine kinase activity. Bases 214 to 3720 code for a protein of 1168 amino acids. Gene Ontology annotation, biological process: signal complex assembly; protein phosphorylation. Gene Ontology annotation, cellular component: focal adhesion; cytoskeleton. The record is from RefSeq and is a predicted model, not a curated record.